Messenger RNA from Daldinia childiae, 2217 nucleotides. RefSeq lists its product as uncharacterized. Bases 1 to 2217 code for a protein of 738 amino acids. The transcript is spliced from 7 exons. The record is from RefSeq and is a predicted model, not a curated record. Gene Ontology annotation, biological process: transmembrane transport. Gene Ontology annotation, molecular function: transmembrane transporter activity. Lineage: Eukaryota; Fungi; Ascomycota; Sordariomycetes; Xylariales; Hypoxylaceae.
AUGCAACAUGCUACAAUGGCAUCAAUGGUAUCGGCAUUCUCUAAGAGUGAUGGGAAAUACAGAACCUCCGACGAGAUACCCGCCUUGGUUAAAGUUAACAAUAAGUAUUCUCAGGAUAGCAUAGAAUCACAAUAUCCCAAGACACAACCCAAUGACACAUCCUGGAUGUCUCUCCCUCGCAAAGACCAAUUAGCAAUACUUUUCCUAUGUCGCCUAGUCGAUUUCCUACAGGUAGCAUCUCUACAGGCUUAUAUCUUCUUCCAACUUAAAGCCAUUGAUAAUACCCUCUCCGACUCCGAGAUAUCAGAUCAGUCAGGCAUACUCCAAGGUGCUUUUACCGGAGCACAAGUCCUUACUGCGUUUCUCUGGGGUAAAGUUGCGGAUGCUAGCUGGUGUGGACGAAAGAAAGUACUCCUUAUUGGACUCUUCGGAACAGCAAUUUCGUGUCUGGGUUACGGAUUUGCAACUAGCUUCUCCUGGGCUGUGUUUUGGCGCGCCGCUGGAGGUGGUGUCAAUGGAACUGUGGGAAUAAUACGGACCAUGAUUGCCGAGAUCACAGUCGAGAGAAAAUAUCAGUCUCGAGCCUUUUUGAUACUGCCCAUUAGCUUUAGUCUAGCAAAUAUAUUAGGACCUCUUAUGGGGGGGUUACUAGCGGAUCCCGCAGCAUCACUUCCAUACCUUUUUGACGAGGGCGCUAUUUGGAAUUUCGGCUGGAUUCAGCAGUAUCCUUAUGCGCUACCGAGCGUCCUCAACGCCAUAACCUUAGCAAUCACAGGUUUAGUAGUAUUCUUUGCUCUUGAAGAGACUUCAAGCGAGAGAAAGGGGAAAAGAGACGUUGGCUUAUAUCUUGCUUCCCGUCUAAAGAGCAUCGCGUUCCGCAAGCCUUCAGCAGAGAGUGGUUAUUUUAAACUCCAGCCAUGGAAUACUCCCGACAGUCCAGUCGAGUACAGAGAAGAUAGCGAGGGGCCGUCCACCUACGAGAAACCGAAACCUAAGAGAAAUGGAAGAACGCUGCCGUUUAGUCGCGUGUGGACACGAAAUGUUAUAUUUACAUUAAUAACGGAAGCAUUCUACGACUUUCAGCUCGGCGCAUUCACUAACAUAUGGACGCUCUUCCUUUCCUCACCCCCUCAUCGCCGAAUGAGACUACAUCACGAUCCUUACCAUGGAUAUUUACAGGGCGGGCUCGUAAACGAGCACAUGUCGAUCGUAAUCAUGCGUACUGUUUUUACUGUCCUUGUAGCGGCGUUAGCUAGCACUGUAGUUGCGAGUCCUACAGUACCGCGGCAAGCUUCUAACUACGUCGGUUACCUCAUCUCGACUUUUUCUGAUGUAAAUCCAAAGAUCCAAUUCCAUCUCUCAAACGGAAACAGUGCAUCAAGCUUCAAGUUCUUAAAUAAGGGAAAUGCUGUCUUAGCUUCAACUGUGGGGUCGAAAGCUGUUCGAGAUAUUUUCCUCGCCACGAAUUCUGCUAGGUCUGAGUAUUAUUUACUUGCUACCGACCUCGAUGUUAAAGCUUCGGGAUUUUCAUGGGACAUAGCUACUAGACAAGGGAGCCGUGGGAUUGUCGUUUGGAAAUCAUCUAACCUAGUCGAUUGGUCAGAAUCAUCACUUAGAACGGUUGAAAAGGAUACUGCGGGCAUGGUUUGGGCGCCUUCAGCAGUAUGGGACGAUGAAACCUCUCAAUAUUACCUAUUCUGGGCUUCGCGACAUUACUCUUCUUCGGAUACGAAGCAUACAGGGACAGCUACACUUGACAAAAUCCGCUACGCAACUACGAAAGACUUCGCCACCUUCAGUGAGCCACGCGACUACCUGGCUCCUGCGGAUACCCCCUUGAUAGAUCAAGAAUUCCAAUACCUUGGAACACCAGGGGCCUUCACUCGAUUCUACAAGAAUGAGACGACUAGUCAGAUAUCCCAAGAUAUCACUUCCGAUGGCCUUUUCGGCACCUGGACCCAUGUAGGCGACCAUAUUACAUCAGACUCUCAACGUGAAGGUCCGGCAUCGUUUGCCGACAACGUUACCCCAGGCCUCUACCACCUACUACUUGAUGACUACACACAAUAUAUUCCAUACGAAACUUCAGACAUCAAGUCUGCAUCGAGCUGGAAAAGGUCGAGCACAUCUGGAUUUCCUACAGGGUUGAAACAUGGUUCUGUAACACCGUUAACGCAAAAGGAAUACGAUGCCGUAGCAGCGGCAUAUCCAGCGUAG